Drosophila novamexicana is the source of this 824-nucleotide messenger RNA. RefSeq lists its product as uncharacterized. Lineage: Eukaryota; Metazoa; Arthropoda; Insecta; Diptera; Drosophilidae. The record is from RefSeq and is a predicted model, not a curated record. Bases 117 to 815 code for a protein of 232 amino acids. The transcript is spliced from 4 exons.
AUGUGUUUUAGAAGCAUUUUAAAUUAUUUGAAUUGUUACGUAAAUGAUGCAAACAAAUAACACUACAUACGUACAUGUGUCUUCACAAACUGGCAAUGCAAUGCAAUUGUUUGUAGAUGAUUUGUUAUUGCGUAACUUACCUAUACAUAUUAACUGAAAUAAAUCAGCCAAAGGUAAAAACACCCGUGACACACGAGUCCCUGGUUAUAAACCAUUUUAAAUGUGAUAUUAGAACCAAAUAUUACAAUACCAGCGUAUAUUUAGUACCUUUCGAUGGAACGUACGACGAGGUUCCAACAGAAUUAAGGAACACAACCGAAUCUCUAAUUGUAUACUUUGAGCCAAACGAUAAAUCAUUUAUGAACAACCUCUCGGGUCUUAAUGACUUCAUAAUAACUAAUAAAAUCCAGCUUGGAUUUUUAAUAACAACAGCAUUUUCUGGUAAACCCAAUGAAUUAACAUUCGAAGACCUUAAGGAAAAGGCAAAUAUUGUAUUUGAUAUAAUAACACUUAAAGAAGAGGAUGAGGAACCUUCAGAAGAUGCGUUGUGCGAAACAGAUAAAUAUUCUGAGAUUGUAGAAGGCUUGAAAAACUUUGUAUGGUCAAACAUAAAAACAAAAGCCUCAACUUCGAAUUGCAAACAGCCCAACAAUGCUGAGGAUCUGGAAAAUGAACUAAAUGAUUUUGAAAAAUUAUUAAUUACGGCACAAAACCUACGCAGCGACACACGCUUAACUAGAGAUGAAAUUUUAAAUAAAGCGGAAGAAUUAGCGGAAGUUAUGUCCGCAAUUUUGAAUGAUAAUGAUAGCGACUAAUUUUAAUAA